GGGGCUGCGGGGAGGGCGAGCCGGGGACUGGGGGCCCCAGGAGCUCAGCCAGAGCGCUGCGCACCCAGCCGGUCCGCCUGUCAGGCCGCCGCCUCUCCAGCCGCCCGGCUUACUGCCUUGCGGCGCCGGCCCUUCCUCAUGCUGGCACCCCCAACCCCCGAGACUGCGGUCCCCAUGUCCCAGGCGGAGGCCGACCUGGCCCUACGGCCCCCGCCGCCUCUCGCCGCCGCCGCCGGUCCGCCCCGCCUUGGGCCCCCUCCUCGCCGGGCGCGCCGCUUCUCCGGGAAGGCUGAGCCCCGGCCGCGCUCUUCCCGUCUCAGCCGCCGCAGCUCAGUCGACUUGGGGCUGCUGAGCUCUUGGUGCCAUCCAACCUCACCCGCUCCGGAGCCCCCUGAUCCUCCGGACUCCGCUGGUCCUGGCCCCGCGAGGAGCCCACCGCCUAGCUGUCCAGAGCCCCCCGAGGGCACGUGGACCGGGGGAGACCCCGUGAAGGCUGCAGACUCCGCGCGUCCAGAGCUCGCGGGCUCUGCAGGAGGCCGGGGGCCCCGGGAUCCGCCGACAGUCCCCGAAGCCGCGGCUCGGGAGCGGCAGCGGGAGCAGGAGGAAAAGGAGGAUACGGAGACCCAGGCGGUGGCAACGUCCCCGGACGGCCGAUACCUCAAAUUUGACAUCGAGAUUGGACGUGGCUCGUUCAAGACGGUGUAUCGAGGGCUGGACACUGACACCACGGUGGAGGUGGCCUGGUGUGAGCUGCAGGUGCGGCUGGGCGCCCUUCUGUGGCACCUCGGGAUGGGACCCUUUGGAGGUCUUGGGAUGAGAAAUCUGGGGGACGGCAGCAAGGGAGAGAUCUAUCUUUCCAGUCAAAUUUGGUGGUUGGCAGAGCAGUGCGGUGAAGGGUUGGCUUCUAAAGAUCAGUGCAGCGGGGAAGGGAGGAGUAGGAUCACUGAGCCCUCCUUCCCCUUCCUGCUGACCCCUUGCCAGGUGUAUAACGAGUUCAUUCUGCCCUCGGAGCGAGCCGGCUUCCUGAGUCGUAUUCGGGAGAUUAUCCAGCGAGUGGAAACCCUGUUGAAGAGAGAUACUGGCCCUGUGGAGGCUGCUGAGGACCUAUUGGGCCCCCAGGAGGAGCCAGCACCAUUGCCUGCCCUCUCGGGCCCCCUCCCAGACCCAUCCCGUGAGUUCCAGAGCAGCACCUCCCCGGAGCAGAGGAGCUGGGCAGCCUUCUCCACCUCCUCAUCUUCUCCUGGAACCCCCUUGUCUCCUGGAAACCUGUUUUCCCCCGGAACCCCUGUUUCCCCAAGUCCCAUCUUCCCCAUCACUUCUCCCCCAUACUCCAGCCCCUCCCCAUUCUCCCAAGUGUCUUCAAAUAUCUUGCCACACUCCCCCGGCUCUCCACUUGCGUUCUCCCCCAGUGCUGCCCAGUUCCCUGGCCCAGCCUCUCAUUCUCUGCAGAGCUCAGUCCUCCCUUCUCCGCCUGCCUUCUCUCCCAGUUGCUCCCAGGUGACUCUUACUCCUCCUUCCUUUCUCCCCUGCCCCUCCACCUCUACCCUCCCCUCCACCACAGCAGCCCCUCUCCUCUCUCUGGCUAGUGCCUUCUCACUGGCUGUGAUGACUGUGGCCCAGUCCCUGCUGUCCCCCUCACCUGGGCUCCUGUCCCAGUCUCCUGCAGCCCCUCCCGGUCCCCUACCUAGCCUGUCCCCGCCCCCUCCCCCUGCUCCUUGUGGCCAGGAGAGGCCUUCACCCUCAACAGCUGAGAUGGAGAGUGAGGCCCUGCCAAGUCCUGCUUGGCCACUCCUGGGGGAAGCCAGACUAGAGCCCAUCUCUGAAGAGGGGAAGCCGCAGCUUGUGGGGCGUUUCCAAGUGACUUCAUCCAAGGAACCAGCUGAGCCUCUUCCCCUGCAACCAACAUUCCCAACUCUCUCCAGUUCCCUGAAGCCUCCAACCCCUCAGCUGACCUCGGAGAGCUCAGACACAGAGGAUAGUGCUGGAAGCGGGCCUGAGGCCAGGGAGGCUCUGGCUGAGAGCGACCGUGCAGCUGAAGGCCUAGGGGCUGGAGUUGAGGAGGAAGGGGACGAUGGGCAGGAACCCCGAGUGGGGGGCAGCCCCCCACCCCAGAGCCAUCCCAGCCCAGUGUGGAUGAACUACUCAUACAGCAGCCUGUGUCUGAGCAGUGAGGAAUCCGAGAGCAGUGGGGAGGAUGAGGAAUUCUGGGCUCAGCUGCAGAGUCUUCGGCAGAAGCACUUGUCAGAGGUGGAGGCACUACAGACACUACAGAAAAAGGAAAUCGAGGACUUGUACAGCCGGCUUGGGAAGCAGCCCCCAGCGGGUAUCGUGGCCCCGGCUGCUAUGCUGUCCAGCCGCCAGCGCCGCCUCUCCAAGGGCAGCUUCCCCACCUCCCGCCGCAACAGCCUGCAGCGCUCUGAGCCCCCGGGCCCUGGCAUCAUGCGAAGGAACUCCCUGAGUGGCAGCAGCACCGGCUCCCAGGAGCAGCGGGCAAGCAAGGGGGUGACAUUCGCCGGGGAUGUUGGCAGGAUGGUGAGGGCGGGCCCAAGGGAGGGCAAGCCCAGGGAAUGGUAACUGACUGUAGCUUCACCCUCCUCCCAUCCUGGAGGUUUCUUCAGUGCUUUUUCUUUUCCCUCCAGUGAAUUCAGAACAGAAGCCAUGUGUCUCCCCCACACCAGGGCCCACCAUGGAGCUUGUGCUCUCAGAAUCUGCUGACCAACACAACUCUGCAAG
Leptonychotes weddellii (Weddell seal) is the source of this 2733-nucleotide messenger RNA. NCBI's taxonomy places the organism in Eukaryota, Metazoa, Chordata, Mammalia, Carnivora, Phocidae. The record is from RefSeq and is a predicted model, not a curated record.